AUGUGUCUUAUAAGGACUUAUAUACUCGCCCUAGCGAAGGAUGAAGAGUUUUUAGUGGCCGUUAAUAAUACGACUCUUAAGAUAGUGAAGGAUUUCGAGUAUAUAUAUAAAGCGUAUAAGUCUUCGUAUAAAUUGGGAGGUGCGAAAAAGGAUAUAAGUAGGUUCCGACUACGAUUCGCUGACGUUUCGAAGAAAGUCUUAUCUAGAUAUCGAAAGUAUUUGGAUAGACGACGCGCGAUAUACCUAAAUCCUUUACCUCGCCCCCUAGUCUCGUCUCUAGUAAGGGUCUGGAAACGGUACUAUUAUAAAUCGGGGUAG
This is a messenger RNA of Penicillium samsonianum, 318 nucleotides long. RefSeq lists its product as uncharacterized. The coding region runs from base 1 to 318 and encodes 105 amino acids. The record is from RefSeq and is a predicted model, not a curated record. The transcript is spliced from 3 exons. Lineage: Eukaryota; Fungi; Ascomycota; Eurotiomycetes; Eurotiales; Aspergillaceae.